Molecule: messenger RNA, 729 nt
Organism: Clonostachys byssicola
Lineage: Eukaryota; Fungi; Ascomycota; Sordariomycetes; Hypocreales; Bionectriaceae
Source: the annotation of a GenBank genome assembly
AUGGCUGGUACAUAUGGGGCUCCUGUGCCGAGAAACCCACGCCGAAGACAAGGACGAGCAUCUCGACCCGGGAGUGACGAGCUAAGACAAGCAGAAGGUCAAUUUGCCUGCCACUUCUACAAAUUCAAUCCUGUCAUGUACGAUAAAUGCAAAAAAUGCAGUUUCACCAGACACUCCGACGUCAGGCAGCACAUCGUCCGAUGCCACUCUCUGGUCUCCCCCUACUGUGUUAGGUGCUGGAAGGAGUUCUCGAACCAGCGGGAAUAUUCUGAGCAUAUCACCCAGGACCAUUGCCAGAUCCGACCGAGGCCCGAGGAGCUCAUCCGGGAGGAACUUGACAGGUUGGGAGCGUGCCGUAGGGAGGACGAUAAUAAGGAGAAGUGGUUUGGCAUUUGGGAUCUAUUGUUCCAUGGACAUCCCCGGCCUGACUCCCCUUACCUCCCAUCUUGCAUCUUUGAGGAGGGUCUGACCCUCAUUCAACCCUUUGUCCAGGAUCUUCUCCAUCAGCAUGGUGCGGCAGGCCCAGUACCAGGAAACAUCCUUCACAUGGCCUAUCAGACCUACUGUCAUCGCCUUCCCAUGUCUCGGCACCCGCUAUCUUUGAACAACGAGGGCUUCGCUUACCAGGCGCUCCCUCAUCACCUUCUCCCCAAUAACAACGGACCUUACGCCGACACAAAUCGGCUCGAAGCCGAACCGGGAUUGAAUUAUUACCCUGCGCCAUUUUAA